Molecule: messenger RNA, 1896 nt
Organism: Pteropus alecto (black flying fox)
Lineage: Eukaryota; Metazoa; Chordata; Mammalia; Chiroptera; Pteropodidae
Gene: MCFD2
Product: multiple coagulation factor deficiency 2
Exons: 4
Coding region: 110-550 (146 amino acids)
Molecular function (GO): calcium ion binding
Source: RefSeq, a predicted model, not a curated record
GGCGGGGCUGGGAAAAGCGGGGGUCGCGGGCUUGCGAGAGCGACACUGGAAGGCUUCGCGUCUGGGGAAGGCGGCUUAGCAGUUUCGGCCAGCGAGGGUACCGGUGACCAUGAGAUCUCUGCAGCUGCUCAGAACCCCCUUCCUGUGGGGCCUACUCUGGGCCUUCUCUGCCCCAGGUGCCAAGGCCCAUGAGCCUGGGGCCAGCUCCUCCCAUCCUGGCAGCGUGGGCCUGGAUAAGAACACAGUGCACGACCAAGAGCAUAUCAUGGAACAUCUAGAAGGUGUCAUCAACAAACCAGAGGCGGAGAUGUCCCCACAAGAACUGCAGCUCCAUUAUUUCAAAAUGCAUGAUUAUGACGGCAAUAAUUUGCUUGACGGCCUAGAACUCUCUACAGCCAUCACUCAUGUCCAUAAGGAGGAAGGGAAUGAACAGGCACCACCAAUGAGUGAAGAGGAACUGAUUAACUUAAUAGAUGGUGUUUUGAGGGACGACGACAAGAACAAUGAUGGAUACAUCGACUAUGCUGAGUUUGCAAAAUCACUGCAGUAGACAUUAUUUGGCCAUCUCCUAGUUAUUAUGCAAAUGUGACCUGUUAUAAUGUGAUUGAACACGUUCGUUUGGUAAUGCAAAAUGACUCAUUUCCAACUACUGCCGAAGUAUUUUGGCAAGAACCUGUAGCAAUUGUUACACUGGGGUGAGAAAGAGAAAUCAAGAGAAAUUAGAGAAGAGAAAUGGGACAUGUUGUAGUUCUCACGUACUGUUACACCUCCUGUUGCACAAGGGCUUCAUUAAAGAAUCUUUUUAAGAAUCUUGUAUAAUUGGAGCUGAGUACUCAGGAACAUGACUGUGGAAUACUGCUAGUCUCUUGGUUUUAAUUCAUGCUACUUGAAAAGUAAGACAGGCUUUGCCAAGUGGACACACUUUUCAGUAACAGUGAAGGAAUGUAAUGAAUGCCAAAUGUUUCCCCUUGGGGGUCCCAUCUCUUCAGGUAAACAUGGUCAGUGUUCUGUUAAAGUUUCCCUGGCCUAAAUGAUUGCUUGCUUUGGGCAAGUGAGUACCGAUUAGGCUAUUUCAAAGCCACAGCAUAAGACAACUGUCAGAUAUUGAGUUCAGCUAGCCAUGAGUCUGUAUCUUUGGUGCUUUGGCUAUGAUAUACCACUGACCUAACUGAUUGACCUUUUUCAGUUUUUCAGUAUUUUAUAGAACUACUGCCACAUCCUUAAUACUUUAUUUCUUUCAUGUCUUCUUCAACCUGGGAGAGACCUUGAAUUUAAAAGUAUUCUCUAAUCAAUAGCAAAUGUUUUAGCUUUCCUAAUAUUUGUAUUUAACUCUUAUUUCUAGAGUUUUGUUUUUGCAGUUUAGAAACUGUUAGGAAUGUAAGGGUUUAUCUUUUCUGCUUGAUACAGCAGGGGUAAAACUACUAGCUGCUCUAGCCUAAGUGAGAAGUGAAAAGAUCAUUCACCUGCUAUAAGUUAUAUUUAGAAGGAAUGUUUUUAAAAUUACCUCUUUUAGCCUAAAUACACAAUUAGGAAUGAUUAGAAAAAGAAUUCUAAAAACUUUAACAGUAUGAACCUCAAUAGUAGUUGAAAAUGAGAAGCAGUAGCAAAUUGUAAUUUGGUUAUUGGAUGUGAUGGACAUUUCUCUGACAGAAAACCUGAGGUGAUGAUUGAAUGAGGAAAAAAUGCAUAAAAUUUGCUGUAAGUUGUAUAGAGACAUUUCUUUAUUAAAGUAUUCUUAUAAGAAAACAUAUGUAUUUGUAAAAAUGUUUUCCUGUGUCAAGUAUUUGUGUAGUCAGAGCUGAAUUGUAAACUAUUCUUAUAAAAGCUAGUUAUUUUCAAAGAUUUAUAAAUUGAAUUCUAGAUAAAUGACCAAUAAAACUGAUGAAACAAAAUAAA